This is a messenger RNA of Glycine soja, 1355 nucleotides long. Its product is annotated as dof zinc finger protein DOF3.5-like. Lineage: Eukaryota; Viridiplantae; Streptophyta; Magnoliopsida; Fabales; Fabaceae. Gene Ontology annotation, biological process: regulation of DNA-templated transcription. Bases 333 to 1262 code for a protein of 309 amino acids. The record is from RefSeq and is a predicted model, not a curated record. The transcript has a single exon. Gene Ontology annotation, molecular function: DNA-binding transcription factor activity; DNA binding.
UAUGAUAAAAUAUAGGCAAGGUUUUAAAAAACCACAAUUUUGAACGUAAUAUCAUGGUUUUUGGAGUUUAUGCAAUUGCAACACGAUUGCAAUUGUAGUGGCAUCGGCCCUAAUAUCAAAGUUUUUGGGGUGUCUGUAACUGCAACACAAUUGCAAUUGCAAUUUUGGCCAUAAUAUCAAGAUUUUUUAUGUGUCUGUAAGGGGAACACAAUUGUGGCUGGAUAUCGUCGGUAGUGUUUAUCUACUAUUUCUUGUAAUAUCAAGAAAGGCAACGAAUCUGCGACUUUUGACCGCAAUUUAAAACCUUGAAUGCAGGUGUAUGCUUUGUGGUGAUGGAGAGUGGGUGGAAGCCUGAGGUUGAGAUAUCACCAAAUUGCCCUAGGUGUGGUUCUUCCAACACCAAGUUCUGCUACUACAACAACUACAGCUUAACUCAACCAAGGUACUUUUGCAAGGGGUGCAGAAGGUACUGGACCAAAGGAGGGUCUCUCCGAAAUGUGCCUGUUGGAGGUGGCUGCAGGAAGAACAGAAGAGGUAACAAGACCCUAUUGAGACAAUCCAUUGAUGGUUUCACUUUCAAAAAUUCACUACCACCUUGUGGCAAUGUCACAGAUCAUAAUAAUAACCCUAUUGGGCAUUCUUAUGAUCCUAGAAUAAGAACUUCUUCAGCUUCUAGCUCCUCUUCAGUGGUGAGUGAUGGACCUCAUAUUGAUCUUGCUCUAGUUUAUGCAAAUUUCCUCAACCAAAAGCCCAAUUCUGAAGCUAGGGUUGAGAGUACUAAUCCAGAUCAAGUGCAAACAGUUUUUUAUCCUUCUCUAGAAAACAAUUCAAGGCUAUCAAACACAGUUGUUGUUGGACCAAAUACUUUGCCUGAAGAACUUGGUCUCACUGGGUGUUUGAAUCUUCCUGAACAACAACCACAAACACAUUCUAGUGAGGCUAAUAAUAAUCAUAACCAAAUGUGCUAUGGUGAGUUCAACACUAUGCAGACACUUCAUCAAAAAGAUGGAAUUGAUCAGCAAUGUAGUAAUCAUGGUGGUGGUGCUAUGAAUUUUGAGCUGCCACCAUUGCCUGGUGAAGAGGAAGUCUCACACGAUCAUCACAUGAUGUGGUCAAAUUCUGAGAUGAUGAUAAAUCAUCAUCAUGCAUUUCAAGUCACACAACCUCCACUUCUUGGACCUGAUGUUCAUGAUGCAGACUUGUUAAUAGGCAAUUGGAGCUCCUUUGAUUUGCCAAGAGAUGCUUCUUUUUCCAGGCCUUGAUAAUAAAUAAACUAUUCUCUUCAUUUUGCAUUGUUUGCUUGUUAUAUGUAGUUAUGUAUAGAAUGGAUUGCUACUACUAAAUAAUCAGAUUAU